This is a messenger RNA of Symbiodinium natans, 1689 nucleotides long. The record is from the annotation of a GenBank genome assembly. Lineage: Eukaryota; Dinophyceae; Suessiales; Symbiodiniaceae.
AUGGAAGGGCGACUUUCCAGCACGUUGAGCGCGACUGUGCCCCGAGCUUGUAAAAAUCUCCUUCGGCCAAGGUCUGAGGGCGGCGGGUACUGGUCGGCUGAAGCUUGGGAUCCAGACUGCCGCGUUUAUGCGGGUGCUGAUAUCUUCCACACACACCACUACGCCGUGGAGCCAGAGGGGCGGAAGCCAGUUCACACUGACACACCUCAACCAAGUCUCAGGGGGCGACAAGACUCAGCUGGGUACUGGGGUGCGCUGGAGAGCGACGCGGCCGUCGAAGUCAACAUCGGCAGCCUGAAUCUGCACAAAGACGUAGACGCUACCCGUCGAACUGCUAGAGUUUCUUUUGACGAGGGUGCUACGCACCCAGUCCAGGACAAGUCGCCAGCAUCAGGCCAGGAGGGCCUGACAAGGAAGACCAGUGAGUACUGGAAUUCAGCGAAUUGGGACCUGGAUCAGCAUGUUGCAAGGAAGCACCGGGAGGUCACUCCCUCGACCGAUGCCCCCAGCAACCUAUCCAGAAAGGAAAGCAAUGCCUACUGGGAUGCCGACCAGUGGGAUCCCGAUCAACGUGUUUAUGUGGGAGCCGAAGCUGGUCAGACGAUGCACCUCACAGCCGUCAUUGACCAGGGUGAAGACAAGCUACUCCGUGCGUGGACCGGGGGCUUGACUUGCGCCACUUAUGUCUCCACAAGCACGACGGCCACCCUCGACCUAGCUGCCACUGCAGGCGAACCUCCACUACUGAAGGACCUCUACGAUGUCACAGCGGACUCUGUUGGCUCUGGUAGUUUUGGAGUUGUACGCUUGGCUCGGCACUACAAGUCGGACAAGCCCUGUGUAGUGAAACUUGUGAAAAAGAGCCAGUGUGGCGCCAUGUACAAAUCGCAGGUGGAGGGUGGGCUCUACGAAUCUUUGCUGGGCAUGUCAAAAUCGACCCCGCACAAGAACAUAGUGCAAUAUCUCGACGCGCUAGAAAGCAGCGACCACUACUAUGUCAUCAUGGAGAACCUCAGCGGGCCAGAACUUCUGGAAAAGAUGGAGCGCGAGUUUCCAAUCACCGAGAGACACUGCCAGGAAGUAAUGAAGGAGGUUGUGUCUGCCCUGGCACACAUCCAUGAUGUGGUGAAAAUCUGCCAUAGGGACAUCAAGCUUGACAACUUCCGCUACCGAAGCCCGGAGCCGGGUGCACCGUUGGUAUUGCUUGACUUUGGCUUUCUCGCCCGAUUGGACCAGCCCUGGGAUGGCAAGAAGUGCGGCACUCGCAUGUUCAUGGCCCCAGAGAUGCUUCAAGAAAGUGUCCAACAAGCGUACAUUCCUGCGAUGGACAUGUGGGCAGCAGGAGUACUGCUGUACCUCCUCUUUACAGGUGACUGCCCGGUCCAGCCCGAGGACAUGCAAAAGAUGGUACAAGGGCCAGACAGCAAGGACAUUGUGCUCAAGGCCUUGCAAGUCGACCUCUUGAAAUCCGUCUCUGCGGAGGCGACGAACCUCCUCGAGAAGCUGCUGGAUUUGGAGGCACCAAACCGUCUUCGUGCAGUGGAUGCGCUGCAUCACCAAUGGCUGUCCAUGGAUCUGGACAGCGGAGCUCGAGCCGUGCCAGCUCGAAGAGAGUCUUACAGGCGCAUGGCCAGCAAGAGCGCCAAAGAGGUGGCUUUGCAGGAUGUCGAGCCAGUGAAGGAGGGAUAG